AACAGCAUAACAACAUACAUAUCACGUGCUGGACGCUGGACGUGAGCGAAGGAGCGAAGGUGCGCGUGUCGUGCCGGCGUGAGAUUCAACGGCCAGUCAGCCGAAAUUGGACGAGAUUGAGCGUUGUCGUGGUGGUGGGAGAUAUCUUUGGUACACGCCGCUCGGGAGUGGGCAGCAGCACGCGUGAACCCUCAUCACAGCGCAAGCCACGCGAGACGACACUCCCACGACCGGCCAACGCCAACGCCAACGCCUGCUUCCAGCCCACCGCAUCGCAUCAUCGCUGCCCGCACCGCACCGCCCACCGCACCACACACACCACAUCCCACUGCGCAGCAUCGAUACCACCGCAUGUCGCACACGUCACUGUCCGCCCACCUGCAUCCAUCGGCGCCGCAGCACAGGGCGUGAGCGUGAGCCUCCGCCAGGUCAGGCCCACUGCUGCCCUGCCUGCAUGAACCUGGCCACGCUACCCUAAUAAUUCCACCGCGUUUCAGCACCAGCAAGCACCAGCAGGACUGCCGGCGGCAGCGCCAGGCACCACUCCGCCCACCCAGGCCAUCCCGCGCCGUCAGCAGCAGCAUCUCCGCAGCCCGGAUCUGGGAGACUCCCGCACGCUACCACUGCCUCUGCCUCCGACGACGACAUGUCGGCAGCCGCGUCGCCAACUGCUGCCCUGCCUCGUCCUGCGACCAAUACCUCUCCCCAGUCGAGGUCUGCGGCUUACUCCUCCGACCGUGAAGCUGCCCGCCUGCCCCAUCGCACCCACUCCAACUCGCACCGUUCAUCCGCCGGCCCUUCUUCGCCCCGCCGGUCAAUGUCCACAUCGCAAGCCUCGAACACGCCCGCAUCGCACAGUCGUCAGCCCUCUGGCAACCUCGAAAAGGUGUCGCGCCACGAUUACGAGCAGAGCAAUGUAGCUCAACCCCAUGCACCUCCCUCCUCCUCGUCGCGACGGAGCGACUCGCACGAGCCCGCCAUGAACGGCACCGGUGCUCAUCCGCAGCGGACUGAUUCUCUACGAGCUCCUUCAUCGCACGCGCGGACGUCUUCUCGCUACCAUGACCAACCCACGCCUGCCCCCAGCGGAGGUAGUGACGUCCGGUCAGGACAGCAACCGACCAACCUCAGACGGAGGACUACACUGGAUGCAGCCUCCGGGACUUGGGAACUGGGCAAAACCAUUGGUGCGGGCAGCAUGGGCAAGGUGAAGCUCGCCAGGAACAAGGAGACGGGUGAGCAAGUGGCCGUCAAGAUUGUGCCGCGAAACAGCCAAGGUGAGGAGCACCGCAGCCAGGCGGAGAGGGAGCGGGCAGAGCACAGCAAAGAAGUCCGAACCGCGCGAGAGGCGGCCAUCGUCACCCUGGUCGACCAUCCAUACAUCUGUGGCAUGCGGGACGUCGUACACACAAACUACCACUGGUACAUGCUCUUCGAAUACGUCAACGGUGGCCAAAUGCUCGAUUAUAUCAUAUCGCAUGGUAGACUUAAGGAGAAGCAAGCGCGCAAAUUUGGCAGACAAAUCGCAAGCGCCCUCGACUAUUGUCACCGGAACAGCAUCGUACAUCGGGACUUGAAGAUUGAGAACAUCCUCAUCAGUAAGACGGGAGAUAUCAAGAUCAUCGAUUUUGGUCUCUCCAAUCUGUUCUCUCCUAAGAGUACUCUCAAAACCUUUUGUGGAAGUUUAUAUUUUGCGGCUCCGGAGCUAUUGCAAGCGAAACAAUAUACUGGUCCCGAAGUGGAUGUGUGGAGUUUUGGAAUUGUUUUAUACGUGCUCGUCUGUGGGAAGGUACCAUUUGACGAUCAGAGUAUGCCGCAAUUGCAUGCCAAGAUUAAAAAGGGCUUCGUCGAGUAUCCACCUUGGCUGAGUAACGAAUGCCGAGGAUUGAUUGCGCGAAUGCUGACUACGAACCCUCUGGAACGUGCAUCACUGCAGGAGAUCAUGACACAUCCCUGGAUGACCAAAGGAUUUAAUGGACCUCCGGAAAACUACCUGCCCGAGCGGAAACCCUUGAUGCUACCCCUUGAUCCGGUUGUCAUUGACAAAAUGACGGGUUUUGACUUUGGCACGGCAGAGCACAUCACCACGCAGCUAACCAAGGUUGUGGAAUCGGCAGACUACCAGAACGCGAUCAAGAUGCAACGUCAACGUGCUGCCGCUCCACCACCAGAGACCGACCAAAGGCGAGGCGUCUUCAAUUUCUACAAAAGGCGAAGCUCAACCACUAGUAGGGACACACUGAAUACACCAUCGGCUGAGGCGAUUCAGGUGGGCUCAGAUCCUUUGAACGCAUUCCACCCCUUGAUAUCUGUAUAUCAUUUGGCACAGGAGAAGAUCGAACGAGAGGCAAAGGAGAAGAAUCCUGGUGCCCUUUCUAUGCCGCAUGUAGCAGGAGAAAAGCCUCUCGGCAUGGUGGAUCUUCCCGCGCCUGCGCCUGCACAUACUAACGCUUCUGCAUACGAGAUGGCCGGCGAGAAGCCUACCGGUGGGCGCUCGCGGCCUCGUGCACGUACGCAUGGAGAGGACGAGGUGACCCAGGAUAUGCGGAACAUUCAUCCUACUGCCACAUCGACAUCGCAACACCCGACGAUCGUCGAACCGGAGAAGCCUCCUCAUAAUCGCAAGGAGAGCGUCGCUGGUGGUCUGCUCAGGAGGUUUAGCAAACGAGAAAGGUCCGAGAGGCCGAACCACCCCCCUUCAUCGCUGGACAGGUACAAUAGCGAGACACCGAGAAAGAGCUUCAGCAUGCGACGCACGCGGGAUCGUAGUCAGAAUCGCGAAGCUAGUCAAACACGAGAAGGAGUGCGACCGGAAACCGCCGCAAGCAAACAGAGUGACUUAUUGGUACCGCCAGGUGCCGCCGCCGCCACUGGUGAUGCCACGAAUGAGAAAACGCCGCCGCCUUCGACCACGCCUUCCAAACGGAGUCACGGGCUCGGACGAUCCGUCAGUGUCAACUCGAGCGACAUUCGAAGACGCCUGACGAAGCGCGGCGCGUCCGAGGGAUCAUCCAAACGUCCACCAUUAAUAUCCACGGGAAGCUCGGAGAAUCGUAAAGUGUCAUUCGAUCAGAGCAGCAGCAUACGGGAGGCCCAAUCUGACGCUGAAGGACCAGCAAAGCCAACCAGUGCUUUUGCCACUCGGGCACGAUCUCUGGGACAUUCUCGUAAAGAGAGCAUGCAGGUCCGCAGGGCGAGACGCGAGCAGGCUCGGAAUGGCCAGGCAGACCUGCCCGAGGAGACCGAUGCGGAGUUGAUGGACGAAGUUGACACCAAGAAUGGCAGUGGAAGUCCUAACAUGAAACCUGUCUACUUGAAGGGAUUGUUCAGUGUCAGCACGACCAGCAGCAAGCCCCUGAACUUCAUACGUGCGGACCUGAUACGAGUAUUGCAAGAGCUGGGGGUCGAGUAUAGAGAAGUCAAAGGUGGCUUCUCUUGCAAACAUGCCCCCAGCAUUGUACCGAAGACCGGACCUGAGGAAGCAGCACCAGCACCACUCACGCCUCCUGUGGACACCCACCACAAACGCAAAAUCAGCUUUGGAGGCUUCCGAUCCCAACAACAACAAUCUGCAGAGGCCGGGGGCGAGCCGUCGAAGACUCCUCGUAAGAAGCCUAGCUACACGACCGGCGCCUCGGAAGAAGACAGCGAAGAGGAUCCACCAACCAGCCACCCUCGAGCAUCAGCGCAACAGCGUGCCGCAGGAGAAACGAGCACGCAUGUGCAGAAUGAUUUUGGAGAAGGGCUAGCUCUGAAGUUCGAGAUCUUUGUCGUCAAAGUUCCAUUGCUAAGCUUACACGGAAUCCAAUUCAAGAAAGUUGACGGUGGCACAUGGCAGUACAAGAAUAUGGCGCAGAAGAUAUUGAACGAAUUGAGGCUGUAAAGGAAUGGAACGCGAACAGCAUCCGAUGGGAUCUCGAGGUCGUAGAAUGGAAGAUCAUGGGAAGCGAAAUCGAUAUAUGGGACUUCUUCCUUUCUGGUAAUAAGGAUCGAUCGAAUGCAUUGAGCAGCAGCUUGCAUGAGCGGGUCUUGUUUUCAAAGUUGCUGCUUGCCGAGGAGUUUAGUCGAUUCGGGAAGAGAGUACAAACUUUUUCUUGAUAUUCCUUGUUUUUAGUCAAGCGAAAGAGAGGGAGAGAUAGCGGAGGAGAAGCAUGCAUGCAUAAUUGACUGAUAGACCGCGAUUGUAUUGUGGUGGUCUGGUUUUACCUUAUCGUUCCGUUUUCGUCCCUUUUUCGACACAUGCAAUGCCUCUCACUAUCUUCUUGCUCUCUUCUGCAAUGCUUCACUUUACGCCUUUCCGACCCCCAUAACCUUCUCCUUCAACCCCACAUUCUCUGACCCUUCCUCGCCAUCCACAGGCGCCAAAUUCCCCUUCGCAGGCCCCAUCAAAUUUUUGCCUUCUUUACUAAACCUACUACCAUGCACGGGACAAUCC
Messenger RNA from Cercospora beticola, 4435 nucleotides. Its product is annotated as MARK/PAR-1 family serine/threonine-protein kinase. Gene Ontology annotation, cellular component: cytoplasm. Gene Ontology annotation, biological process: protein phosphorylation; microtubule cytoskeleton organization; intracellular signal transduction. The record is from RefSeq and is a predicted model, not a curated record. Gene Ontology annotation, molecular function: ATP binding; protein serine/threonine kinase activity; tau-protein kinase activity. Lineage: Eukaryota; Fungi; Ascomycota; Dothideomycetes; Mycosphaerellales; Mycosphaerellaceae.